Messenger RNA from Equus caballus (horse), 852 nucleotides. RefSeq names its product Fas ligand (gene FASLG). Gene Ontology annotation, molecular function: tumor necrosis factor receptor binding. The record is from RefSeq and is marked provisional. Lineage: Eukaryota; Metazoa; Chordata; Mammalia; Perissodactyla; Equidae. Gene Ontology annotation, biological process: extrinsic apoptotic signaling pathway via death domain receptors; positive regulation of canonical NF-kappaB signal transduction; apoptotic process. Gene Ontology annotation, cellular component: membrane.
AUGCAGCAACACCUGAAUUACACGUACCCCCAAAUCUACUGGGUGGACAGCAGUGCCAGCUCUCCCUGGGCCUCUCCAGGGUCAGUACUCCCCUGCCCGUCCACUGUGCCAGGGAGGCCUGGGCAAAGGAGGCCGCCACCACCGCCACCACCAACACUACCACCACCGCCGCUGCCACCACCACGGCCACCUCUGCCUCCACUACCGCUGCCACCUCUGAAGAAGAGGAGUGACCACAACACAGGCCUGUGCCUCCUCAUGAUGUUUUUCAUGGUUCUGGUGGCCCUAGUUGGAGUGGGGCUGGGGAUGUUUCAGCUCUUCCACCUACAGAAGGAGCUGGCUGAACUCAGAGAGUCCAUCAGCCAAAGCCAUGUAGAAUCAUCUUUGGAGAAGCAAAUAGGUCACCCGAAUCCACCCUCUGAAAAAAAGGAGCCAAGGAAAGUGGCCCAUUUAACAGGCAAACCCAACUCAAGAUCCAACCCUCUGGAAUGGGAAGACAUCUAUGGAAUUGCCUUGGUUUCCGGGGUGAAGUAUAAGAAGGGCAGCCUUGUGAUCAAUGACACCGGGCUGUACUUUGUGUAUUCCAAAGUACACUUCCGGGGUCAGUCCUGCAACAACCAGCCCCUGAACCACAAGGUCUAUAUGAGGAACUCUAAGUAUCACCAGGACCUGGUGCUGAUGGAGGGGAAGAUGAUGAAUUACUGCACUACUGGCCAGAUGUGGGCCCGGAGCAGCUACCUGGGGGCGGUGUUCAAUCUCACCAGUGCUGACCAUUUGUAUGUCAAUGUAUCUGAACUCUCUCUGGUCAGUUUUGAGGAAUCUAAGACAUUUUUUGGCUUGUAUAAGCUCUAA